This is a messenger RNA of Lepisosteus oculatus (spotted gar), 943 nucleotides long. NCBI's taxonomy places the organism in Eukaryota, Metazoa, Chordata, Actinopteri, Semionotiformes, Lepisosteidae. The record is from RefSeq and is a predicted model, not a curated record.
CGGCCUUUUCUGUCAGCUGAUGGCGUCUCUGUAACUCGGCCCUCUCAUAGUUUGGCUGUUUCUGGAACAAAUUGAGGGUUAGGUUUCAUUUUGUUGAAAACGAUCAUUUAGUAAAGAUCUGGUUGUGAGAAGCAGCUACAGUGAUUCAUUCCAGCCAUGGUCUGCAUUCCGUGCAUCGUCAUUCCAGUCCUGCUGUGGGUUUACAAGAAAUUCCUGGAGCCCAUCAUUUACCCCUUCAUUUCUCCCAUCCUGAGCCGUCUCUGGCCUAAGAAAGCAGUGCAGGAGAAUCUGACAGGCACUGCAGCAGAAAAAGGGAAAAGUAAUGGAACGUGCAAGACGGAAUGUGACUGCAACGGGGAAGCGAACAGUUCCACUGCCAAUGGACCCACAGCAGUUUCUGACAAAAAGAUGGACUAAUAUAACAAGCUGUAAUUGAAAGAAUGAAGAUUUUUCCUACCCAACGGAGAUUACCUGGAUUAUUGAAAUAAUAAAUGAUUUAUUUAAAUUAUCCUUUUUCCUCUGUUUAUAAAAAAAAUGACCUCUGACUCUGGGCACAUCAGAAUUGUUUUUUGUAUAAACUGUAUGUAAACUGUGUUGAAUGUAUAUCAAUAUGUAAUAAUUUAGAAAAAUAUUUAAACUGUACAAUAGAAAUCUGAAAUGGAAUCAAAACCCAUUCUCUUUUGUAAGGGUUCUGGUGCCUCCGAUAGUUGUAUAUCAUGACAUUGUUUUUUUUUUAUUUACUACUCUUACUUACGCUCUGUGCUUUCUCACAUUAUUGAUUUAUAAUGUUAUAUGCAGCACUCCCUUGUAGCAGUGGAAAAUCUGGUGUCUUUUGAAAUCAGCAAUUUGCUCGAUUCCACUUAAGCAUGUGGUUAAAAGGACAAGCACUGGAUGAAUGGCCUGGGUUUUUAAUGACUAUUAAACUAGUAAUAAUAGUAAUUGC